AUGCUACAGUCUUCAUCAUCCGGGCUGGUGCAGAUGGAGGGAUGUGGGGAAAAGGCGAAAGAUACGCAGAAAAUUCAGUGCAAGAGACUGACUGAAGAGAGAGAUGAAGCAGAGAGCCAGCUGAAACACAUCAAGAGAGUUUCCCAAAUGGUGAUCGAGGAGGUGAGCGUUCUGCAGACGCAGCUGGAGAUAGAAAAAUCCUGCAGAGAAAAUGCUGAGGCCCUUGCCACCAAGUUGAACAGUGAGAACAGGAAGCUGAAGUAUCUGAGCCUGUCGUCUCGACCCUGUCUGGAUGAGAUGCUACCUAGUAUCACAGACUGCAUGCCUCUGGAAGAGGAGACGGACACACAGGACACCAGCCCUGACCCGUACAGCCAGUACCAACAGCAGGUUAAAGAGCUGCAGGAGACAGUGAGCAGUCUGCUGGAGGAGAAAAAGAGACUUGCCUGUCAGCUUCAGGAGCAGCAGAGACAGAUUGAAGAGCUAUCCAUCCUGGCUGAGAAGGAGCAAGCUGAAAUGAAGGAGCUUCACAAAACCACAGAGCAGCAAAGCAAGACCAUCAAGAGGUUCAAUAGAGUGUCUGUGAUGGCUACUACAGAGUAUGAGGAGAUGAAGGAGCAGCUGGAUUUGGAGCAGAGCCUGAGGGUGAAGGCUGAGACCUACGCCCACGAGAUGUUGGUGAAGCAGAAAGAGGCUAACAGACAGAGUAUGAUCCUGCUGCAGAACGCUGACCCCAGCCUGCAGCUGAUCAUGGCUCUGGAGGACGUGGCUAAUGUUACCAAGACUCUGGAGCAGGAGAGACUGCUGCAUCACCAGAAGGUGAAGGCUCUGGAGGCUGAGCUACAGGAGUACUCUCUGAAACAGCAGAUAGCCGAGCUGCAGAGCCAGCUGGAACUGAUGGAGGAGGAGAAGAGAGAGACAGAGGGAUGUCUGCAGGAGGUAGAGAAGAAGAACCGUGACCUAGAGAAAAGAGUGCAAGAGCUGCUGCAGGUCCAGAAGAGCACGGAGCCCUCACCAGGCCCUAAACCAGGGAUCACCCCACCCCCCGCCCCUGUUCCCCAGCCCCCUCCACCCCCACCACCACCCCCUCCCCCUCCUCCACCCCCUCCCCCAUCGCGAUGCAACCCCCUCAGCUCACUGAUUGCAAUCAUGAGGAAAUCAUCCAAGGGUUCAAAGGGGGGAUCCCCUAAGUUAGAGCAAGCUCCUGGUGCAGAAGGAGGUACAGAUGUUAAAGUGAAGGCAGUCAAUGAGAUGAUGGAGAGGAUUAAACAUGGAGUGGUUCUGAGGCCUGUCAAGGGAGGAGACACUAAGGUGAAGAGGUCAACAGUUCAUAAACCUUCAGUAAUGGAAGAAAAGCUGCCACAGGAGAGUGCCAUGGAAGAACUGAAAGGCAUUCUGGAGACAGUGAAGAAGAGUCCCAGUCGGGGGUCUCAGGAGUCGGUCCCGUCCCCCCCAGGGAAGAGCCCUGUCAGCAGCGAGCUGGAGGUCAUCCUCAGGAGGAGACGUAAACAGGCCUGUGACUCUGGAGGAGAUGAGAGCAGGGACGGACAAAUAAGCAAGGUUUCGUCCUCUGACAGCCUGAACGGGAGGCACAGCCAGAGUUCCCACAGCUCCGACAGCUCUGGCAAAGAGCCAGAGGGGCCUACAGGUCCAGGGUCUGGGCAGAGCCCCAGAGAGCCAGCCUCCCCCAGCGGAAGGGGCCCCGGCCCAGCCGUAGCAGCCAGGCGCAGGUCAGACUCUUGCCAAGAGCCCCAAGCAGGGUCCUGGCUGGACAGGAGGUCCCGUACUUCUUUGUCUGAGAAAGAGGUCUACUCUGAGGCACCUGUCACCAAUGGAUGCAUUGUCAGUGGGGAGGAGCCUGAGAAGCAGAAGCCUGAGAAAUGGGCACCACAGCCCAACGGAAUCAGCCAUCUUAACCCGGGCCUGACUGUGGAGUCGGACACGCAUGCCACACUCUCUCCCAGCCUCUCCGCAGUGCCCAACCCACUCAGCGGGAACGGGAACACGGAUGCAGAGUGUUGA
Messenger RNA from Salvelinus namaycush (lake trout), 2022 nucleotides. Its product is annotated as shootin-1-like. The record is from RefSeq and is a predicted model, not a curated record. The transcript has 16 exons. Lineage: Eukaryota; Metazoa; Chordata; Actinopteri; Salmoniformes; Salmonidae. The coding region runs from base 1 to 2022 and encodes 673 amino acids.